AUGGAGAGCAAUAAGCAGCAUUUUCGUCAUAUUUUACUUUUUAACUUCAGAAAAGGUAAAAAUGCUGUCCAAGCGAGAAAAAAAUUGACGGAUGUGUAUGGAGAAGGCGUGUUAACAGUACGCCAGUGCCAGAACUGGUUUGCAAAAUUUCGAUCCGGCAAUUUUGAUGUCGAAGAUGCACCACGGUCUGGAAGGCCGGUCGAAGCUGACAAAGAUGCGAUAAAGGCAUUAGUUGAUGCAAAUCGGCGAAUCACCACACGAGAGAUCGGUGAGAGGUUAAAUUUGUCGAAUUCAACUGUUUAUGGCCAUUUGAAAGGCAUGGACUUAACCUCGAAGCUCGAUGUGUGGGUGCCCCAUGUCCUUACCGAGCGAAAUUUGUGUCGUCGUGUUGACGCGUGUGAUUCGCUCCUCAAACGUCUAGAAAAUGAUCCAUUUUUGAAGCGGAUUAUUACUGGGGACGAAAAAUGGGUUGUAUACAACAAUGUUAAACGCAAGAGGUCAUGGAGCAGAAAAGAUGAACCGGCUCAAAGCGUGUCAAAAGCCAACAUUCACCAAAAAAGGUGA
This is a messenger RNA of Pararge aegeria (speckled wood butterfly), 564 nucleotides long. Its product is annotated as histone-lysine N-methyltransferase SETMAR-like. The transcript has a single exon. The record is from RefSeq and is a predicted model, not a curated record. Bases 1 to 564 code for a protein of 187 amino acids. Gene Ontology annotation, molecular function: nucleic acid binding. NCBI's taxonomy places the organism in Eukaryota, Metazoa, Arthropoda, Insecta, Lepidoptera, Nymphalidae.